Messenger RNA from Ramularia collo-cygni, 657 nucleotides. RefSeq lists its product as uncharacterized. Bases 1 to 657 code for a protein of 218 amino acids. The record is from RefSeq and is a predicted model, not a curated record. NCBI's taxonomy places the organism in Eukaryota, Fungi, Ascomycota, Dothideomycetes, Mycosphaerellales, Mycosphaerellaceae. The transcript has 2 exons.
AUGGAGACAGGCCGUCGAACUACCAAGGAGCCGGUGUAUAUUUCCGCAGUGGAACCCGCGUUAAAGGCUGGCGCUGCUUGUGGUAGCGUUGGGUUUCUCUUUGGUGGCGCAUCAGGAAUCAUCCGUGGAGCGCCAGGUUUUCUGUUCGCCUCUGCAUCGGGAAUGCAAACGUUCGCUCUCGGAAGUACUUUCUCUCUAUUACGUACGACAAUCAUCCACAAUUGGACUACCGAUGGACAAUCACCAAAGUCCAAGGAUCUGGUCAAAGCCAGUGCACUUGCAGGGGGACUCUCUGGUGGACUCCUUGGCUUCAUUACUCGCGGCCGUUCGAAUGGCAUCCCCGGAGCUAUCAUGUUUACUAUCUUUGGAGCUGGAGGACAGCACAUUUACAAUAGAUGGACAGCGCCAAAGGACCUGAAUUUAGAACCCAAGAAGAACUUCUGGAAGCGGAUGAGUGAGAGAAGCUGGACGCCGUUCCGAGUUCUUAGUAACGACGAGUAUGCUGAAAUGCUACGCGAGAAGGUGUUAAAGCUGGAUGUUGAAAUUGCUGUGCUCGACGACAAGAUUGUAGCUCUGAGGGAGCAGCAGGCCCGGGAGGAAGCCGCGGCCGCCUUGAAUCCAAAGACGACCGAGGAGAAGCGGGCUGGUUCGGGCUGA